Brassica oleracea var. oleracea is the source of this 1755-nucleotide messenger RNA. RefSeq names its product organic cation/carnitine transporter 7. Gene Ontology annotation, cellular component: membrane. Gene Ontology annotation, molecular function: transmembrane transporter activity. The record is from RefSeq and is a predicted model, not a curated record. The transcript is spliced from 5 exons. Gene Ontology annotation, biological process: transmembrane transport. The coding region runs from base 163 to 1641 and encodes 492 amino acids. NCBI's taxonomy places the organism in Eukaryota, Viridiplantae, Streptophyta, Magnoliopsida, Brassicales, Brassicaceae.
GGCGCGUCAAAGCUUGAAACUUUCACGUGUUCAUGCUUCAACCUCGUCCCUUAACGACUUCUUGAAUUCUUUGAAAAUUGCUGUAUCUUCUUCCAUUCUCCUGAAAAACGUGGAGGAAAGGAUCUGCAUUUGCUUCGAGCUCAACGUCGUUGAGGUUUUGAGAUGGAAGAAGGGAACCCUAGUUUCACAGUGGAUGAAGCACUUGUGGGGAUUGGAUUUGGCAAGUUUCAACUCUACGUUCUUGCUUACGCUGGAAUGGCUUGGGUUGCUGAGGCUAUGGAGAUGAUGCUCCUCUCUUUCGUUGGACCUGCUGUUCAGUCGCUGUGGAACCUCUCUGCACGUGAGGAGAGCUUGAUAACUAGCGUCGUUUUUGCUGGUAUGCUCAUUGGAGCUUACUCUUGGGGCAUUGUUGCUGACAAACAUGGCCGCAGGAAAGGGUUUAUCAUAACUGCGGUGGUGACUUUCCUAGCUGGCUUCUUGAGCUCAUUUGCACCAAACUACAUGUCCCUGAUCGUUCUCCGCUGUCUUGUUGGUCUCGGAUUGGGAGGAGGUCCUGUUCUCGUCUCCUGGUAUCUCGAAUUCAUCCCUGCGCCACACCGAGGGACUUGGAUGAUUGUUUUCUCAGCUUUCUGGACCGUUGGAACCAUCUUCGAGGCUUCCCUCGCUUGGCUAAUCAUGCCAAGCUUGGGCUGGAGGUGGCUGCUCGCACUCUCUUCCGUACCUUCAUCGCUGCUUCUUGUCUUCUAUAGGUGGACGCCUGAGUCUCCUCGUUACUUAAUCCUUCAAGGCCGUAAAGCUGAAGCUCAAUCUAUACUCCAGAAGAUUGCGAGAAUGAACGGAACUCAACUACCUAAAGGUGUUCUCCGCUCAGAGAUCGAAGAGAAGAAUAAAAGCCUUCCAACAGAAAACACUCAUCUCCUCAAGCCUGAAGAAGAAUCUAAGAUAGUAGCUGACAACAAUGGACCAGGCUUUUUUUUGCUUACCCUUCUAUCUCCGGAGCUAAUCAAACGUACUCUGCUACUAUGGGUUGUAUUCUUCGGAAACGCGUUUGCUUACUACGGCGUUGUCCUUCUCACCACCGAGCUGAACAAUUCCCAAAACAGUUGCCAUCCAACAGGAGAAGUGUUGCAACAUUCUUCAAACGAUGUUAACUACAAAGACGUUUUCAUCGCCAGUUUUGCAGAGUUUCCAGGGCUACUAAUAUCAGCAGCAACGGUGGACAGGCUUGGACGCAAAGUGACAAUGUCAUCAACAUUGUUCCUCUGUUGCAUCUUCCUUCUUCCUCUGUUAACUCACCAACCACCAGCCCUAACCACAGCUCUCCUCUUCGGCGGCCGUGUCUGCGUCUCGGCAGCUUUCGCGGUGGUUUACAUCUACGCACCUGAGAUAUAUCCCACGGCGGUAAGAACGACCGGAGUAGGAGUGGCUAGCUCGGUGGGAAGAAUCGGUGGAGUGCUAUGUCCACUGGUAGCCGUGGGGUUGGUUCACGGAUGCCAUCAGACAGUGGCUGUUCUUCUCUUCGAGGUAGUGAUGUUUGUCUCAGGAAUCUGCGUUUGUCUCUUCCCAUUCGAGACCAGUGGCCGUGAGCUGACAGAUACAAUCUCUACAUCCAAGAAGCCACCUUCAUCUUCCUCUGUAUAGCCGAUUCUUUUUAAACCAUUUGUAAAUGUUUAGUUGUUGAAGGAGAACAGAGCAAGAAAACAGAGUAAUUGUAAUAGAAAGUUUACACAUGACAGCUUUAUAGAAAUGCAGAAG